GCCCGUCAUUUGGAAUUUACUCAAUAUGGCGGCCGAAUGCCACACUGUUUUGUAAUUGAGAGCUAAUACUCAGCGAAUUACUUACAAUCGAGCAGAUUUAAUAACUCGCGGAUACUCUAAGUUAAGUUUAGUGGUUAACAUCGGUGUUAUUGCGUAAAUUGCGUAAACGGUUUUAGUCAGAAAAAUGAGUUACACCACGAGGGUGGUCCAGGUGACUAAUGUGUCGCCGAGCACAACAUCGGAGCAGAUGAGGACACUGUUCGGUUUCCUGGGAACAAUCGAAGAGCUAAAGUUAUUUCCACCAGAUGACUCUCUGAUGCCGGUGACGUCGCGGGUGUGCUUUGUGAAGUUCCAGGAGCCAGAGUCUGUUGGGGUGUCUCAGCAUCUGACUAACACCGUGUUCGUCGACAGAGCACUGAUCGUGGUCCCAUUUGCCGAAGGAUCGAUUCCAGAUGAGGCUAAAGCUUUGUCACUGUUGGCGCCGGCAAAUGCUGUUGCGGGAAUCCUGCCAGGAGGCGGCCUUCUUCCAACACCCAGUCCCAUCUCUAAUCCACCUCUUGGAGCGAAUCCAUUUGGUGGGCUAAGCAUGGAUGCGAUGGCUGCUUUUGGAUUCCCAGGAUCCAGUAUGAAUUCCCAGGCUGCUGAUUUGUUGAAAUUCAUGACGGAUCCAAAACUGAAUCCCCUGGCUGCAGGCUUAACCCUGAAUUCAGCUAUGAAGGCCGAUGCAUCUAAUAAAGAAAUAGAAGAGGCCAUGAAGAGAGUCAGGGAGGCUCAGUCACUCAUUUCUGCAGCUAUUGAACCUGGGAAUAAGGGGAGCAAAAAGAAGCACUCUCGGUCCAGGUCCAGGUCCAGAAAGAGAAGGUCCACUUCACGUUCAAGAUACAGGCGAAGCAGAUCAAAGCGGCGAUCAGGCUCGAGAAGCAGGAGGGGCUCCAGAAGCCCACGCCGGAGACACACCCACCCCAGAGACCAAAGCAGGCAAUCUCCAAGUAGAUCCAGAGAUAGAAAAAAAGAUGACCGUGGGAGGAGAAGAUCCAAAACACCUCCCAAAAGCUACAGCACAGCCAGGAGGUCACGUAGCAUAAGUCGGAGACGUAGGAGAAGUCGCAGCAGUAGCAGCCGAUCUCCUAAAAAGUCCCCUAAAAUGAAAAGUUCCAGGUCUCCAUCUCCUCGAAGACACAAGAAGGAAAAGAAAAAGGAUAAGGAAAGGGAAAGGGACCGUAAGAGUGAUAAAGAGCGCAGUCGUGAGGAACGUGAACGCUCCGCCAGCAAGAAAAAGAAAAGUAAAGACAAAGAACGUGAGCGGGAGCGGAAAUCAGAUGGUGAGAAAGGAGACAUUAAGAUCACCAGGGAUUACGAUGAAGAGGAACAAGGCUAUGACAGCGAGAAGGAGAGAGGGGACAGGACAGACGACUCCGCUUUGUCUCCUCAGUCAGUAGGAGGCAACGACAUCCCGCACCCAGUGAAGCAGGCCAAAGUUAACGGUGCUGACGAUCACCACGAAGAAGACAUGGAUGUCAGCGACUGAGUAGGCUGUCCUGGUUUGUCUCACCUUGUCCCUCAGUUUUGGUUGUUAAUGUUAGAAAAACCACAUUAUUUUUCCCUCUGGGGUAAAUCUGAAUGUGAAGUGCAGUUGUAUUGAUUUCACGCAUACGUCUUCUCUGCUUUUGCAGAUGUACAAAGUGUACUGUUAGUUUUUGCUUCUGAAUUGUCAUUGGCUUUUCCUAGUGAGAUAGCCUGUCUUUGUUUGUCACUUUGCUUUAAGGUACUAUCUGCUUUUUGCCUCUACAAAUGUAAUUUGUAGAAACUGGAGUACUGCAGGCUUGCUUUUCUUUUCUUGAGCUUGUAAGAUUGUCACUUUACCUUUUUGGUUAGUAUUGUAUGAUUAAGCCUCUUUCUACAUCUUUUUGAAACAGUUACAUUUGCUCAUUUGAAAGCAUUGUUUUAUCAAGUGUUUCUUUUAUAAUAAAGCCUAUAUUAAACAUU
Monopterus albus (swamp eel) is the source of this 1986-nucleotide messenger RNA. Its product is annotated as serine/arginine-rich splicing factor 11-like. Gene Ontology annotation, molecular function: RNA binding. Gene Ontology annotation, cellular component: nucleoplasm. The transcript has 12 exons. NCBI's taxonomy places the organism in Eukaryota, Metazoa, Chordata, Actinopteri, Synbranchiformes, Synbranchidae. The record is from RefSeq and is a predicted model, not a curated record. The coding region runs from base 185 to 1528 and encodes 447 amino acids.